Molecule: messenger RNA, 612 nt
Organism: Mycena indigotica
Lineage: Eukaryota; Fungi; Basidiomycota; Agaricomycetes; Agaricales; Mycenaceae
Exons: 4
Coding region: 1-612 (203 amino acids)
Source: RefSeq, a predicted model, not a curated record
AUGUCCGAUUGCGACGGCGGAUCAUCACACCGGCGUUACGGUGCAUGCCAUUCUCUCUUCUCUCCGCUCAUCACCCUCGUCGCCAACCCAUUCUUCCCCGUCGUCGUCCCGCUCAACACACAGGCUGUGACUGGCAGUAUCUCAUCCGGGCUGGCCAACUGUUGGGCACCCAAGGCCGCAAGAACUUUGAGUCGUCUCCACCUUCAGCCGCGCCUUAAUACCGGGUUUCUCGCUCCCCCACUGGAACCACCGUAUUUCGCUUCAGUGCGCACACGUGCAGUGGCACUUCGCUUCCAGAAGCGCCACAAGGGAGGGAAGCGAAGAGCCACUGUUCCGCCACCCUCGCUCAAACGGCGAUGCAUCGAUAUCAAAGUAUCAACAAGGUCACGCGUCCAAACGCUUCUUGACCUCCAACCACCAUCUCCUUCCCGCCCAUCUUUGACGGUGCUGCCUCGUCUAGCCCCAGCUGCUCGUCGUCGACUCAAGUCGUUGUGCGUCGCUGUCCCCGACAUCAUUGCCCUUCUUCCAUGUCCGACCACAUAUCCUCGCCGCCCUACACCCAAGUUGCUGCAUAUCACCCGGCUUUGGCUGCCAUUGCCAGCGCUAGCGUGA